CGGCUGCUGAAACCCCCACUUCCGGCUUCCGGUGUCGUUGCCACGGUAUCCGGAAGAAAAACACAUAAGCCCUGCCCACGUCCAGGAGGCCGGCAAGAGGUGUGAAGGAGGCUGUUCCCCAAGAAGCCCGAGCCCGCCAGCCUCCGCCGGCCCUCAGUACUUUCCCUAGUGACGUGAGCACCCGCUGUUUUUCCCAGCGUCAAGCCCACAUUUCUCCUAGUCUCUCCGGCAGCGGCAUCCAGCCCCGGGUCGCGCGGCAGCCCCGCCCCCGCAGGGGGAGGAGUCACGACGAGGCGAUUUAAUUGGACCCGUUUGACCCCAGCGACCCGUCUGGACCAGGAGGCGGGGCCAAGCCGUAAACGGGGGUCCAGGAGGCGUGGCCAAGCCGCCGGCGGAUGUGGAGCCCUUCGCGAGGGCACAGGGCGACCCGGGUCGGAGGAGAAAGCCGAUUGCAGGGGCGGGGCCGAACCUGCAAUGGAUAAGUGAGCAAACGGCCAGAGCUGCCCCCGAUCCUGCUAGGCGUCAGUUAAAUGGACCGGCGGGUCGCAGCGUCCGGAAACGGCCAGCAACUCCAGGGCUGCGAGCGCGGCGACAGGCGGCGGCAACCGGACACAAGUAACGAAGCGGCAGAGAGCAUCAUGGCAGAGCAGGUGGACCUGAGCCGGACCCAGGUGUGCGGGAUCCUGCGGGAAGAGCUGUACCAGGGUGAUGCCUUCCAUCAGUCCGAGACACAUGUCUUCAUCAUCAUGGGGGCAUCGGGUGACCUGGCCAAGAAGAAGAUCUACCCCACCAUCUGGUGGCUGUUCCGGGACGGCCUUCUGCCCGAAAACACCUUCAUCGUGGGCUAUGCCCGCUCUCGCCUCACGGUGGCUGACAUCCGGAAGCAGAGCGAGCCCUUCUUCAAGGCCACCCCCGAGGAGAAGGCCAAGCUGGAGGAGUUCUUUGCCUGCAACUCCUACGUGUCUGGCCAGUACGAUCAGGCAGUCUCCUAUGAGCACCUCAAUGAGCACAUCAAUGCCCUCUGCCAGGGCUCACAGGCCAACCGCCUCUUCUACCUGGCCUUGCCCCCCACCGUCUAUGAGGCCGUCACCAAGAACAUCCGAGAGACCUGCAUGAGCCAGACGGGCUGGAACCGCAUCAUUGUGGAGAAGCCCUUCGGAAAGGAUCUGCAGAGCUCCGACCGCCUGUCCAACCACAUCGCCUCCCUGUUCUGCGAGGACCAGAUCUACCGCAUCGACCACUACCUGGGCAAGGAGAUGGUCCAGAACCUCAUGGUGCUGAGGUUUGCCAACCGGAUCUUCGGCCCCAUCUGGAACCGGGACAAUGUCGCCUGCGUCAUCCUCACCUUCAAGGAGCCCUUUGGUACCGAGGGCCGCGGGGGCUACUUCGAUGAAUUUGGGAUCAUCCGGGAUGUGAUGCAAAACCACCUGCUGCAGAUGCUGUGUCUGGUUGCCAUGGAGAAGCCAGCCUCCACAAACUCCGACGAUGUCCGCAAUGAGAAGGUCAAGGUGUUAAAAUGCAUCUCAGAGGCGCAGGUGAAAAACGUGGUGCUGGGCCAGUACGUAGGCAAUCCCAAGGGCGAGGGUGAGGCCGCCAAAGGGUACCUGGACGACCCCACGGUGCCCCGGGGAUCCACCACCGCCACCUUCGCAGCUGUGGUCCUCUAUGUGGAGAACGAGCGGUGGGAUGGCGUGCCCUUCAUCCUGCGCUGCGGCAAAGCCCUGAACGAGCGCAAGGCCGAGGUGCGCCUGCAGUUCCGCGACGUGGCCGGCGACAUCUUCCAGCAGCAGUGCAAGCGCAACGAGCUGGUGAUCCGCGUGCAGCCCAACGAGGCAGUGUACACCAAGAUGAUGACCAAGAAGCCCGGCAUGUUCUUCAACCCCGAGGAGUCCGAGCUGGACCUCACCUACGGCAACAGAUACAAGAACGUGAAGCUCCCCGAUGCUUACGAGCGCCUCAUCCUGGACGUGUUCUGUGGGAGCCAGAUGCACUUUGUGCGCAGUGACGAGCUGCGGGAGGCCUGGCGGAUCUUCACGCCGCUGCUGCACCAGAUCGAGCGCGAGAAGCCACAGCCCAUCCCCUACGUGUACGGCAGCCGAGGUCCAGCGGAAGCAGAUGAGCUGAUGAAGAGAGUGGGCUUCCAGUAUGAGGGCACUUACAAGUGGGUGAACCCCCACAAGCUCUGAGCCCUGGGCCCCUCCCCACCUCCCGUUGGGAGGACUUCGGGACCAUAGGCGUCAGCCUCACAUUCCCGGCCUCGGGCCCAGCUACAUUCCUGAACCUCCGACACCCGCGCUGUGACUGCCCCUGGCCACCACGGGCCCCGCCUGAGCCAGCUGCCCAGCAGUCCCCCGUGUCUUGGGCCCCCUGAACUGUCCCUGCGCCCUGCCAGGCCAACUCUGCACUCCACGGCCCACCCUCCAUAGGGGCCCCUCUCGCUACUAGAAAAGCAGAAGCAGCAGGUGGGACGCCCCGCCUCCGCCCAUGCCAUUAAAUCCACAAGCACACCU
This is a messenger RNA of Pipistrellus kuhlii (Kuhl's pipistrelle), 2510 nucleotides long. It is a transcript of the gene G6PD, whose product is annotated as glucose-6-phosphate dehydrogenase. Gene Ontology annotation, biological process: glucose metabolic process; pentose-phosphate shunt, oxidative branch. The transcript is spliced from 14 exons. Gene Ontology annotation, cellular component: cytosol. The coding region runs from base 531 to 2186 and encodes 551 amino acids. Lineage: Eukaryota; Metazoa; Chordata; Mammalia; Chiroptera; Vespertilionidae. Gene Ontology annotation, molecular function: NADP binding; glucose-6-phosphate dehydrogenase activity. The record is from RefSeq and is a predicted model, not a curated record.